AUGGCCGAUGACCAUUUCCUCAAUGUCACUCGAAGCGAAAAUCAUGUUAAUGCAUACAGUAUUGUUGUCAUUGCCUUCAUUACCCUCAGCUCGGCGGCAUAUGGUUACACAGCUGCGAAUAUCGCCACAACUCUGACCCAACCAUCCUUUCAAGAAGAAAUGGGGCUCAUAAACAACCCGAAUGCUAGUGCUAUCACAGGAACAAUAAAUGGCAUAUACCAAGCAGGUGCCGUCUUUGGAGCCUUCUUGGCGGGAUGGAUGAGCGAUCGAUUUGGCCGAAAGCUUACUGCAGCAACCGGAAACGCAAUUAUUCUUGUUUCUGGUGCUUUGCUUACGGGUUCAGUGAAUCCAGCUAUGUUCAUCGUCUUCCGCUUCUUCAAUGGAUUGGGAUCUUUCCUGAUACAAAACAGCGUUCCGGUUUGGAUUGCUGAGCUUGCACCUCCCGGAAUCCGUGGAGCGGUCUCAGAUGCGCAUGCUCUUCUGAUGCUAUUCGGAUAUUGCAUUGCAAGUUUUGUGGGGCUGGGAUUUUAUUUUGUCCCUGGAGAGAAUCAAUGGAGAGGGAUUGUGGGAAUACAGAUGGUACUUCCCACAAUCAUUCUCAGUGGGAUCUACUGGAUGCCCGAGUCCCCCCGCUAUUUGCUUUCCUGUGAUCGAUCAGACGAAGCGUGGAAGAUUGUCACGCAACUCCACGCUGACAAAAAUGAUCCUGAAAGUCAUGAAUUUGCCGCCAGGGAAUUCUAUCAGAUGAGGAAGCAGAUCGAGCUUGAUGUUCGCUUCCGGACCUCCUACUGGGGUAUCUUUACCAACUCGUCUCUAUGCAAGCGAGCUAUCAUGACGAUAUUUUUGGAAUUUAGUAUCUACAGUUGUGGAGUUUUAGUCAUUUUGAACUAUGGAUCCGUGGUAUGGGCAAGCCUUGGCUUUAAUACGGUCCAAAUCCUGGGCUUCCAAGUCGGAUUCCAAUCCAUUGGGUUUGUCACCAACGCUCUUUCGAUGCUAUGGGUUGAUCGUGUGCCCCGACAUUGGUUCAUUUCCUUUGGGCUUGGAACCUGCGCAGUCCUCAUGGCCAUUGAAGCCGCUUUACAGAGCUUUUACUUAGGAAGCACAAAUCGCGGUGGGCUGAUCGCCAGCGCUACUAUUAUUAUGCUAUUCCAAGCCACUUUUUGUGCAUUCUUGGAUGGGCCGACUUACUUCUACAUUACCGAGAUAUGGCCGAGCUACGCCCGCUCCCAGGGCCUGGCUAUCGCCAUGUGCACAUUCGCUUUGACCAACCUGAUAUGGUUAGAGACAGCCCCGUAUGCCUUUGAAGCCAUUGGUUGGAAGUUCUACACGAUUUUUGUGGUUGUCCCUGCUAUCGCGGCUGUCAUAAUCAUCUUCACCUAUCAUGACACUAGACAUAAGCCGCUGGAGGAGAUUGCAGCCUUGUUCGGGGAUGAAAAUCAAGUGGCGGUGUAUCAAAAAGAGUUGGAUAACAAAGGGAUUACCAUGGAGGAUAUGGAAAUUGAGUCUCGGAAGGAGACUGCUGGGGUUCAGGAAGUAGAAAAUGUGGCUGAGCGAGCGUGA
Messenger RNA from Penicillium coprophilum, 1560 nucleotides. RefSeq lists its product as uncharacterized. The coding region runs from base 1 to 1560 and encodes 519 amino acids. Gene Ontology annotation, biological process: carbohydrate transport; transmembrane transport. The transcript has 4 exons. Gene Ontology annotation, cellular component: membrane. The record is from RefSeq and is a predicted model, not a curated record. Lineage: Eukaryota; Fungi; Ascomycota; Eurotiomycetes; Eurotiales; Aspergillaceae. Gene Ontology annotation, molecular function: carbohydrate:proton symporter activity.